Anopheles darlingi is the source of this 7388-nucleotide messenger RNA. RefSeq names its product B-cell lymphoma/leukemia 11B (gene Cph). The transcript is spliced from 6 exons. NCBI's taxonomy places the organism in Eukaryota, Metazoa, Arthropoda, Insecta, Diptera, Culicidae. Gene Ontology annotation, biological process: regulation of transcription by RNA polymerase II. Gene Ontology annotation, cellular component: nucleus. The record is from RefSeq and is a predicted model, not a curated record. Bases 1 to 4263 code for a protein of 1420 amino acids. Gene Ontology annotation, molecular function: DNA-binding transcription factor activity; RNA polymerase II cis-regulatory region sequence-specific DNA binding.
AUGUUGUCCACCAGCGAAGAUGCCGGGUUCUACUCGCACAACCGUGAUCAUUCCGAGACGGGUGAAACGACGACAGAGGGUGGUGGUGAUAUCCUGACAUGCGGGUCCUGUCAGCGAACGUUCGCCCUCUCCAACAUCGUACGGUUCAUCCAGCAUAAGGUGCUCCAGUGUAACAAGGACACGUACGGCCAGUGCUACACGCAAGCCAUACCCGGUGCCGAUCGUGAUUCGGACGAUGGCCGGCCACUGAUGCUGAUGAACCGGAGUGUCGUGGGGAUGGCCAGCGUCGAUCGCAUCCUGACACGGCGAGCCUCGAUGCCGAACGUAUCCACAACGACCAGCAACAGUAGCUACAACUUUAACAACCAGCAACUGCACCGACAGCGCCACCAGCAACCGGUGGUCUCGUUUGUGGAUUCGCGAGUCCACACACCACCACCGACCAGUCCGGCGGAACUGUUGCGCGACGGAGCGUCCAGCACGCCGAAGCAGAUCGGUGACGAACCCGAAAAUGCAUCCACCCACUGCCCGUCACGUGGUGCCAGCCCGCUCGGUUGCAGCCUAGACGACGAGGACCAGAAACCGUCCGUCCGAGCAGCGAUCGAAAUCAAACAGGAGCGCAUGGAGAUCGAUCCGUGCGGGGACGAACCCCAAACAAACACAGCCUCCACUACCACUACCAGCAUCCGGCAGCGCAACGGUGAGGAGUCGUCACUGCGAAAGUGUCACUCCGGCACACCGGCCACCAGCAACGGUGCAGCAUCCCCCGGGCAUCACCAUCCUGCGACAGCCGACAGUGAACCGAGCGGAACCAACAACCACACCAACAACAACAACCACAGUGAACCCAGCAACUACGUUUGCUCGACGUGCAAAACGAAGUACCAUUCGGCGUGGCGGUUGGUACAACACGUCCAGCAUGCCCACGGUGUAAAGAUCUACGUGGAAUCGCUGGCCAGUACCGGGAACCAGGAUGGUGAUGGUGCGGCCCCUACCACCGACUCGGAUGCACCGGAAUCGGCGGCCGCUGUUCCGGUGACUGAUGAUGAUGAUGAUGGUGUCACUAGUGGUAGUGAGCUUCCGUUGGCCACCGAGAAACCACCCGGACCCGGACAAGCGCCAGAAGAUUCCCUCUGUUCCGGCACUUUGUCCACCUCGGCCUCUUCCCCCUCCUCGAGCAUCUCAUCGCCCCGGAGUUCACACCGAAGUUCGAGCCGAACGCGAAGAGGGGAACCGACGGUGAGUCAACAACAACAACAACAACAGGAAGAGUCAGCAACAGUGAAGCCUCAGCACCCGGAUGAUAGUGAACAGUGCAGAACAGUGUCGUCACGCAGCAAUGGUACGACGGUGCAACACCAAGGGCGUAAGGUGACCGCACCACGGAUCAACGGUUCCGGUAGCAGCGACCCGGACGAAGACGGCGACAUGUCCGACGAUGAGGAACCGCCAGCGGUACGAACGGCGAAGCGAAAGAAACUUACGAGCGUCAGUUCCAAUGGUAGCGCGGACAUUACCGAGGUCCCCCUAGCCCUUACGAGUCCCCUACCGAUCGGUAUUCCACUCGGUUCACCGUUGGCCUCCGGAGCACCACCGACGCUGCCGAUACCGACGCGACUUCAAUCUCCGUCCCCCCUUCGUCAAUCGCAAUCCCCAGCCAGUGGUGGUCCCAUGACGACAACAACACCGGUUCGCUCCACCUCGGCCUCAACGGAAGCGUCAAUUUCCGGCAGCGGCGGUCUAGCACCACCACCAGUGGCGGCCGGUGGUUUGCGCGGUCAUCCGGCACUGUUGGUACCACCGCCACCGCCGGAGUUACAUCCGAAUCCGUUCGGUUUGCUGCGAAUGUCCCACCAUGUCCCGCACAGUCCCCUGUUUGGUCGGGGGGCGCAUCAUGAGCAUGCGUUCCGGAUGGAGCACCUGAUGUCGGAACAGUUCCGAAACCAUGGGCUUAACCUGGCGGCGGCGGCCGUUGUGGCCGCGAAUCGGCUCAAGUCCCACAAUCCGGCUGCACCGUUCAAUCCGGCCACGGGUGCAACCGCUUCCGAGCGGCCACCAUCGACGGGGGUGGCGGCCUCUGCGGCCGCUGCCGUUGCUGUCGCCGCCGAUGCCCUCUCGCUGACACCGGUCAGCGGUGUCGGACUGGAUGGACCGCAUAUGGAUUACUAUUCGCAGCGAUUGCGACAGCUGGCCGGUACGACGAGCCCGGGCGCUAACAUUGGUCCUUCGUCGAACUGCUCGUCGAACUCACCGAGCCCUCGGAAACCACCGCAACCAUCCACCACGGGACCGCUGCAGUUGUCCCCGUCGCGGCAACGGUUUGCCAGUCCAUCGCCCUCCCAGCUACCGCCAACACCGUUGACGAACAAUUCGACGCGACCCCAGAGCCUAACGCCACCGGAGAAGAACACCGAGCUGUUGCUGGGGCUGGAUGCGGGCAGUACGAUCUCCAAUACGCCACGAUCGGCUUCGACACCACCGAAUAAACACCAGUCGUCGUCGUCGUUGGGUGUUUCGCCGGCGGACAGUGCCCUGUAUUCGUGUGAGUUCUGUGGUAAAAAGUUCCGCUUCCAGAGCAAUCUGCUCGUCCACCGGCGGACGCACACCAGCGAACUGCCGUUCAAGUGUACGAGCUGCGAUUACUCGUGUCUGCAGGCGGCCAAGUUGAAGCAUCACAUGAGACUGGUGCAUAGUCAGCAGCAGCAACAGCAGCAACAAUCGUCGCAACCAACACAGCAACCGGGACCAUCGGUGGCAGUAUCCGAGCCGGACACGGUGAGUAAUGUGGAUUCUUCGCUCGACAGUGACGUAGAUCCGGACUCGGACGGUGAUCUGAUGGAUGCGGACGAUCUGGAUGGGGAGGAGUUGAUGGAGGAACGGCACCGCCAUCGGCAUCGGCAUCUUCGACGCCGGAUGCGUCGUCACAAUGGUGGUGGUGGUGGCGAGGACGACGAUGACGAUGAGGAUGAGGAGGAAGAGGACGACGAAGAGGAGGAUGAUGAAGCGGAGGAUCUGAGCAUGAGCAGCACCCAGAGCCAGUCGAAAAAGGACGGAGGACCCGGUGGUGGAGCGUUGCAGAUGUCGACGUCACUGGUCGGGGAGCUGAUGGACAAGUUCGGGCUAUCGAACAUUGCUCAGUACUCGGAGGCAUACAAACAGGCGCUCCAGGAAUCGGGCAACGCGCUGAAGCUGCAGCUGACGAGCAAAGACCGGGACAACAACAAUAGUGCGAUGGGCAUCCCGGGGUUGGCGGAGAAGCUGAACGGGCUACCGUCGGCCCUUCGCAUCAAGGAGGAACUGGCCAAGAAUAUGCUGCAACAGCAGCAGCAGCAGCACCACAACCCUCAGCUACCGCAGGUUCCACUGUUCAAUCCGUUCGAGAAUCCGUUCGAGGCCUCGAAGCGCCUGAAACUGGAGGGCGGUGAUAGCUGGUGGGGCAUUCCGGGACUGCACCGGGGUGAUUCGCUGUUCGAGAACCUAAAACCGGGCCGUGAUCGUGGUGGCAGCGGUGGUGGUGCCGGUGGAUUGCUGCAACCGAUGAUGAAGAAGGAAAGCAAACUGCGCAACGAUACGUGCGAGUUCUGCGGGAAGGUGUUCAAGAACUGCUCCAAUCUGACGGUGCACCGCCGGAGUCACACCGGCGAGAAGCCGUACAAGUGCGAGCUGUGUUCGUACGCUUGCGCCCAAAGCUCGAAGCUGACGCGGCACAUGAAGACGCACGGUCGGCUCGGUAAGGACGUGUACCGGUGCCGGUUCUGCGAGAUGCCGUUCAGCGUACCAUCGACGCUCGAGAAGCACAUGCGCAAAUGUGUCGUCAAUCAGGGAAAGCUGCAGCAGCAGCAACAGCGCGAACUGCAGCAACUACAGCAACAGCAGCAGCAGCAGCAGCAGUUGCAUCAUCAGCAGCAACUUGCUGCGCAACAGCAACUGGCCGCACAGCAGAUGGCAGCGGCAGCGGCUGCUGCAGCCGCCCAGCAGCAACAGCAACAGCAACAGCAACGUGCUGCUGCUGAUCAUCACCAUCAUCAUCAGCACCGUGAUCAGCAACAGCGCGAACUGGCGGCCACUGGUGCGCCUCAACUGCCGGCCGGUCUUCUGCUUCCACCACUGCCAGCGGCUGUUGCAGCAGCGGCUGCAGCCGCCGCCGGUGUAACGGCGGAUGAUGGACCCUCGAUGGUCGCAUUGUCCGGAAGCCCCACAUCCAAUGGUAGCCCCACAUCCGCAGCCGCUGCCCUGAUAAAGGAGGAAGCGGCAACGGCAUGACUUUACCCCCGACCCUGGAGUGGUUACGAAUUGCCUCCCAACCGGAUGAUGUCCCGCAUUUACUAGCCAGCCGCCGCCGUACCCUCGCCCCGCGCGACUGGUGGUGGCCUGGGCGCAACGUCAUCCUUCUUCCUCGUACCGCCGCUAGCGUUCCAGGCCCGGCCCAGGGGUUGCUGGAACCGGAGCUACCGGAGUAGUAACGAGCGCAGCGCAUCCUAAGCGCAUUCAGGUGAUCGUCGUCAGAUUCCUUUCACUUUCUUCCUUUUCUUUUUAUGUUUUAAUUAAUUUUAUCUAGCAUUUAAAUCGAACAUUUAAACACACACACACACACACACCAAUCUUUCUCUAGAGGCAUUAAUACCAAAGUUAAACUGUAAAUCGUGUAAUGCACUCGGGAAAAGGGGCCCGUAAGGAACGGAACGGAACGGAAGAAGGAACGAGCACCGAGUCGCUCUCUCUUUCUCUCUCUCUCUUCCUGCUCUUUCGUAAUUUUUCUUCUCUUAAUGUUUUGCUCGGUUUCGCGAUCGACCAUCGACCAAUUUCCCGAUUUUUCCCUGACCAAACCCGAACCGAGUAAGAUUGUUUCCUUUUUUGUCAUUUAACUAGUUGCUAGUUUUUGUAAAUAGUAUCCAUUUAAGCGAGGGCAUUCGUGGUCCCCUUCCCGGGGAGGGACCCCUAGAAGCAGCAGUGAAAGAAAAACAGGCAUUUAACGUCGAAAGAUUGUUCGCAGGGAGUGAGAGCAAGAGCAUUUAUCGAUAGCAGGUGGCGAAUGGCGCCAGGAAGGGGGUUUAUAAAAUUUGAUAAACACCUCGACACCCUUGAGAGAAAUGUACAGUAUUUUAACCCAUUGUCACUGCAAGAAGAAAACAAGCAGAGUAGAAGCAGAAAACAAACAAAGCGAAAAGUAUAAGACAAAUAAAGAAAUUGAAAAAUGUGAAAAAAACAAAAAGGGUUCAAUACAACCACGGUUACACUAAACAAGACAAGUACAGUAGUAGGUUAAGUAGAGGUAAUACUUGGUAGCCAGAGUCAGCAGCAGCAGCAGCAGCAGUCGUGUUGCGCGAGUGCAUUUGGUGGGAGUCAGGGAAAGAUAGGCAAAAUUGGUAGAGGAGGUAUGGGUGAAAAGGUGGUUUGCAAGAGUCACCUACACCUACGCGUGUACAUAAGUAUGGUUGUUGUGGCCAGUUGAUUGAUACUUGAUAAUAUGACUUGAUUAUUGUUUGUUUAUCUCUUCGUUUUUACUUCAUUGCGCCUUAACCACGUUUUGUUAACAAGUUUCUCUCGACAAGUUCACGCUCUCGUCUCGUUACACGUUUUGGUACGUUCGGGCAUUUUCUUUCUUUUUCUGUGUUUUUUUUUCGUCGGGGUUCGUUUCCCUGUUUUUCGCCGUUUCACGUACACUAGCUUGGACCAUUCUCUCACUGGAUUAUGUUUGUUACGGCAGCAGUGGACGGAGGAAGGUUGUGUAAAUAUGAUUAGACCUUUUCUUAUGUUGAGCGCAUUGGUUGGCGCCACCCUAAGAGCGGACCUUAGGAUCACCGUGAUCACUUUAUGGUUUCGCUGCCUUUCAUUUGCGUAUCGUUCUGUGUUCUGUAUCGCGCACCGUCUUCUUUUGAUAACGAAAAACCACGAGAGCUCCACCGCUCGCUAAUUGUUUCCUUCUAAUUUACGUUAAGACUGACGAAUGAAUGAUGAUUCGAUAUUGGCCUUUACUUAUUUUUAGUCUAGCCCUUAGGUAGAGAGUAUCUUUUUCCCCCGUACCCCCGAUUAGCGUUUACGUUUAGUGUGAUAAGAGUGCAACACCUUACUCUAGCGACACUGUGGAGGGAUUGUAGAGAGUGUUUUUUUUUUACUGUGCGGCAGCAUCGUUUCCUGUUUCACUCUCUGCACCACGGAGAACUAUUUAUUUUGAAUCCUUUCCUCGGGGCGCUAGUAAGAUUAGUAGUGACGGCGAAAGGUCAGCAAAAAGAGAGAUGAAGAGAGAACGAGAGGGAGAGAGAAACAAGAAGCUGCUAAGCGAUUCCUUACAAUCAAUCGAGCAUGAUUUGGAAGCAAUUGCCUAGCCACUUUGAGGGAGAGAUAGAAAAUGAGAUGAAGGGAGAAAAUGUAAAAAAGUGAUGGUAAAGAUAAAAACAUAAACACAGAGAAAAGAGAGAGCGAGAGAGAGAGAGAGAAAGAGAGAGAGAGAGAGAGAGAGAAGUUUUAAUUUGUAUCGCGAAACAAAUAAAGACAAUUGCAAAACCACUUAUAACCAAUGAUACAGUGAAACAAUCAAACGAAGGUGGCGAGUUUGUUUCUUAUUUUCCUUAUUCCUUUUUUAUAUAUUCCGUUUCCACUUUUCGAUUGAUACAUUCCUCGCCUUCAUGCAGGGAUGCAGGGAUCUCAGGCCGCUGGCGCUGAAUAUGUUUUGUUGAAGAAAUUUAUGCCAGAAAUAGAAAGGGGAAAAAGGAAAAAGUCGAACACUUUGACGACGAGGACGAGGACGACGACAGGCGAACGCAAUUAUGACUCAAAGACAUUCAAAGAGUGAAGACAGCGGCACAUACAACACAUGCAAGCAAAACAAGGAUUCCUACUAAACUUUAUGAAUUUAUAUAAAUGUACAAAUUUGAAGCUAGGUGUAUGAAAGCAAGCAAAAUCCGACGACGUCCGGAAGUAAUUAGUGGAUGGUCCCGUGGGUGGAAUAUUCGGUAGUUCGAUACGUAAGGGGGGCGCUAGAGGUUCGUGGGGUGCGAAAGGAAGGAAACACUAAAUUCCCGACAUAUUUUUACAAUACGCGUGUACGCCUGGGCAUUGUAUUGGCCAGUUACAUCCGAGCAUUGGUGAAGUGUAGGAGCUGCCCGAGAGAUGAAUGAAUAAUAAUUAGCGAAAAAGUCAGACGGGGAGGACUGUUGAUAAUGCGUAAAAUGGGAAAGUGUGUGACCAGAGCCAGUGAUGUGAGUGAUGGAAAGCAUUGGCCCCGGUUAUCACACAGAUGUACAGCUAAAACAAAAGAAAAGAAAACCCAAUUUUCCGAAUUCCCCCACCUCCCCGACAGAGGGGAUGAGGGAGGGAGCGUAGAAGCAAAAUCCUAAUAAAUCACUUAGAUUGUAUAACGAUGAUGAAAACCGUACUUACACAGUGAA